AGGGAUACCGGCAACCGGGUCCCGCACAGCGGCCACCGAGUGUCUGCACCGCAGCAUGUAUGAGAAAAUAGAUUGUUGUGCUGAGCUAUUAUAAUGCCUGAUCACGAUGAAAAAGGGAAAAAGUCAGACAAAACCCAUGACAAGAAAAACCAAGGAACAUCAGCAAGGAAAUGCUUUGAUAUCAAAAGACUUUGGUCUCUUUUAAAUGUGCAGGCAAACAAGCAGCAGCUUCCAGCUUUAAAACCCAACAGCACACCAAAAUUUCAGUCAAAGUAUGGGAAAGCAAAUGACUCUCAAAGCAGAAAUCAGCGGCAGGAAUCAACUGAAGCAUUUGAACUUGAAAAACUAAGUAUAUUUUACAAGAAUGAAAGGAAUUUCAGCCAGCAUCCCCAACACAGCCUGUUUCUUGAUAUAUUCACAGCACUGAUAAAGAACAGGCUUGCCAGCAGGGAGUGGGUUGCAAGAGCUCCAUCAUUUCAUUUGCUGCAGGUGUUGAUCUGUCUGAGGUUACUAAUGCGUGACUCAUUUUAUCAGGAAGCACUGCACCAAAUAAAUGGAGUUGGAAUUCUUGCCCAGUACAUGGAGACAACAUGUGAUACAUAUCUUUUGUAUGGCGAGGAAGAGUUUAAUGUUGACAAACUGGUCAAUUUAACAUAUAUUUUUCAAAAACUUUCUGCUGUCAAAGAUCAAAGAGAGUGGGUUAUAGCAAGUGGAGCACACAAGUCUCUAUUGAAGUUAUUAGCCGCCAGGGACAGCAAUGUGCUGCUAGGAGCUCUGCUUGCUCUGACAAGUUUAGCAGAAAGUCCAGAGUGUCGUGGGAAGAUAAGUGAGCUCAGUCUUGUUGAAAGCCUAAUGAUGAUACUGCAUGAAUAUGAUCUGCUGUCUAAAAGACUUGCAGCAGAGCUCUUACGACUUCUCUGUUCCGAAUCAGAAGUAAAGGAACAAGUUAAAAUUUAUGAUGGAGUCCCAACCCUUCUUAGUUUGCUGCACUCUGACCAUCUAAAAUUGCUGUGGAGUGUUGUCUGGAUAUUGGUCCAGAUUUGCGAGGAUCCUGAAAUAAGUGUGGAAAUUCGAACAUGGGGAGGAAUAAAGCAGCUACUCCAUAUAUUAAAAGGCGAGCAGUACCUUGUGUCUGACCGUUCAUCGAUCGGAAGCCUAUCCAGUGCAAACGCAGCAGGGAGGAUCCGGCAUGUUUAUUUAUCUGAAGAUCUCAGUCCAAAAGAAAUACAAGAGAAUACUCUUUUACUUCAAGCAGCAUGUUGUGCGGCACUUACUGAACUUGUGCUUAACGACACGAAUGCUCAACAAGUAGUACAGGAAAAUGGUGUUUACAUCAUCGGAAUGUUGGUUUUACCAAACAAACAAAACGUCUGCGUUAAAAGCAAAGCUACAUCUUUGCAGUGUUACGCUUUCAGAGCUUUGCGAUUUCUUUUUAGCAUGGAAAGAAACCGAGAUCUUUUUAAAAGGUUAUUUCCACCAGAUUUAUUUGAGAUUUUUAUCGAUAUUGGACACUACAUUCGAGAUAUCAAGGCCUAUGAAGAGCUAGUAUCCAAACUGAAUUCACUGCCAGAAGAUGAACUGAAACAAGUUGCUGAUAGUAUUGAAGGUAUCAAUCAGAAUAAAUCCCCUACAAAAUUUAUUGGAAACUAUGCUAUUUUAGAUCACCUUGGGAGUGGCGCUUUUGGAAGUGUAUACAAGGUCAGAAAACGCAGCGGACAAAAUCUCUUUGCAAUGAAAGAGAUUAAUUUACACAAUCCAGCUUUUGGAAAAGACAAAAAAGAUCGUGAGAUUAAUGCAGAAAGUAUAGUGUCUGAGCUGGCAAUAAUAAGGGAACAACUUUGCCACCCAAAUAUUGUGCGAUAUUAUAGAACGUUUUUAGAAAAUGAUAAACUCUAUGUUGUCAUGGAACUCAUUGAAGGAGCAUCUCUUGGUGAACACUUUAAGUCCCUAAAGGAGAAGAAACAACACUUUACUGAAGAACGGAUCUGGAACAUAUUCAUACAGCUAUGUUUGGCUCUGAGGUAUUUGCACAAGGAAAAAAGGAUUGUCCACAGAGACUUAUCACCUAACAAUAUAAUGCUGGGCGAGAGAGAUAAAGUAACAGUCACUGAUUUUGGUCUUGCUAAACAGAAACAAGAAAACAGUAAACUUACGUCAAUUGUGGGAACCAUUCUUUACUCUUGCCCAGAAGUUGUGAAAAGUGAACCAUAUGGAGAAAAGGCAGAUGUAUGGGCUGCAGGAUGUAUUCUUUAUCAGAUGGCAACUCUGAAUCCACCUUUCCAUAGUACGAACAUGCUGUCCUUAGCCACUAAAAUAGUAGAAGCGGCAUACGAACCUAUUCCUGAAGGAAUCUAUUCCCAAAAAGUUGCAAACACAAUUAGAAGGUGCUUGACAUCAGAUACAGAACUCCGGCCUGACAUAGUAGAAGUGUGUGCUCUUAUAUCAGAUAUCAUGAUGAAAUACAUUGAUAGCUUAUCGACUAGCCAGCUUGCUCUGGAGAAAAAAAUGGAACGAGAGAGAAAGCGUGCUCAAAGAUACUUCACAGAGAUUAAUAAAAAUACAGUAACCUACCAAAACCAGCUGAGCAUCUUGCCUCACAAUUGUUAUGCAAAAUCAAGAGUUGGUAGCAGUGGAGCAAGUAGCUGCAAGAGUGAUUUUUCUGAUAAUGCUAUUCCAUCGACGGGGAUGAUGCAACUUGACAAUCAAGACAAGGCAUCUGAUGCGUUAUUUCCAGAUCACGGUUAUUCUGUAGACGGCAAUAUAAAAGAUGUAUUUUCUGAAAUAGAUGAUGAACUGGACACUGAUCACUCCACUUGUUCAAGCUCCUGUUUUUUUAAAGAACGUACCUCUGGUUCAAUAAAACAAAGUGUCAGUGCUUCUGGAGUAGAACUACCUCCUACAAGAGAAAGUACCGGGAGCACGUGUUCUAGACCAAGGCCAGCAUCUGCCGGUAUUGCAGUGUCCCAGCGAAAAGUGCGUCAGAUCAGUGAUCCUAUUCAGCAGAUACUAAUUCAGCUCCACAAAAUCAUCUUCAUUACACAGCUUCCUCCAGCUUUACAAGAUAAUAUGAAGAGGAGAAUCAUUGAACGAUACAAAAAGUCUCUCUUCAGUUUGAAAAGUAACCCUUGUAACCUGAAAGCUGAAAUAAAAAAGGUUUUACAAGGAUCACCAGAGUUCAUGGAGUUUUUUACUGCCGACAUCCAUGGAAUGCUUCAGUCAUCAGGGAGUAAAUCACUGAUUGCUGAAGACAGAACAGGAAAUCCCAACAAUGUUGAAUUUGAUGAAGGAAUAACAUUUGAACAAAUGCAGACCAUUAUAGAAGAUGUCCUUGAAGACAGUGGCUACUAUACAUUAUCCUCCCAAAGUUCCAGCUGAUAUGGUUUGCUAUAUAAAGCUCCUGAUAAGAAUCCUGUAGGAGACUCUUUUAAAGUAUUGGAUUGCAAUCAGAUGCAUUGGGUUUGUUGCUGAAGAUUUUUUUUCAAACAUUAUCUCAUCGUUAAAUAAGUUGCCUUAUAUUCUAAGUUUAUGUAAAAAUGUUAAAUGGCUAAAAAUAAAUGCGGCUUUGUUUUGUAAAUGCUGUACAUACGUUAACUUGUGAUAUUGGAAAUAUGAAAUUAAGAAAAUAGUUUAUGGCUUCAAUAAAACAAUGCCAAAGAUUUUA
Molecule: messenger RNA, 3661 nt
Organism: Spea bombifrons (plains spadefoot toad)
Lineage: Eukaryota; Metazoa; Chordata; Amphibia; Anura; Pelobatidae
Gene: NEK10
Product: NIMA related kinase 10
Exons: 36
Coding region: 94-3375 (1093 amino acids)
Biological process (GO): protein phosphorylation
Molecular function (GO): protein binding; protein kinase activity; ATP binding
Source: RefSeq, a predicted model, not a curated record